Molecule: messenger RNA, 2613 nt
Organism: Haliotis rubra (blacklip abalone)
Lineage: Eukaryota; Metazoa; Mollusca; Gastropoda; Lepetellida; Haliotidae
Biological process (GO): signal transduction
Molecular function (GO): protein binding
Source: RefSeq, a predicted model, not a curated record
UUGGUAGGAGUGGACGUGAGAGUGGAUUUAAUAUGGCUUUAAAGUUGCGGCCGGUGCUGGACCACCGAAUGCCGACGCUGGCAACUAAAGCGGCGUUUACGAUGGUGGGGGACGUGUCAGCUCAACAUAAGAAGAGAAGCGCGCUUCGCCAACUCGAAACCUGCCCACCUAGGUGUCUAAAAGAGGUUCGACAGCUCAUUACAAUGGAGAUCAAACACAUCCACAGGUGCCUGUCCAGAUUAGAGAGGUCCUACUAUGGCGGGAGACGGACAGUCCACCAGGAGAUUGAGAAGAUUAUAUACCCGACCAAGACGAUCAUGAAAGCAGCCCUCAUCUUCGAGUGCAAUUCCUCCACUAACGUGGAUGACGUCCUUAUGCAAUUCGGACUUCCUGGUUUCAAGGGCUCGGCAGAAAACUCCCAGCUCUUCCAUGACGUGUACGCCAAGUUAAAGAGUUAUCUCCCCGACAAGAUCAGCGAUGUCACCCACUCGUGUCAGAAGUUGUGUGAGUUGAUGAAUAAGUACUGUGUGAGCUUCUAUGAUCCUAACUCCGAGAAGGAAGGUUAUCUGGAAACAUCUGCUCACUAUCAGGAACAGAUUCAGUCCUGGAGUACAAACAUUGAAUUAAGUUUGACAAACGCCAAAGAAGUUUACAGACGGUUCAAAGGAAAGGGGAUCACUACCUCCCAUCUCACUCCACCUGUGGAAAAUUUCGUUUCUAAGCAUAAUCUCCAUAAAGUCCUGUUCCUUGUAAUCUUCGCUGAUGCUUGUACGAAUAUAAGAAACGCUUUGAGUCUGAUGACAUCAUGGCUGAAAACGGAUGAAACCUAUUCAGGAUUUCUCAAAAUUGACAUAAUUGAUUUGGACACUUUAAAGGAAGAAAAGAUAAAAGCUUUGAGGGAAUCAAGGUCUAAAUACCAUUCACUCACCUUCAGACUCAGCCAGUCAGAACUGGAAUGUUCAAAAGCGGAAACGGAAGUGAUGAACCUGCGCGAGAGGAGAGAUAACCAUCUCCGGGAGGAGGAGCAUCUAGAGAAGCAGGUCAAUGAUACCGAGCUGGAGAUUGAGUUUAAGGAGUACCGGAGAGAGAGUUUUAAGGUGGUGUUAGAUGACAGCCACCCGGAUGUGUCUGCGGAGACAUAUGACGUCCUGACAGAGGACCUUAAGAACCUGAAAGAGAGACUACCAGGGCUUCAACGACAACUGGCUACAGUCAGGUACAAGUUAAAAUGGGUGGAGGAGAAGACCCACCAACAGGAGAAGAUAGAGGAAGAGAUACAGCUGAUCCAGAAGGAACUGCGGGAGGCAGGGGAAGAGAGGGGAAGGAAGGAGAAGGAGUACCUGGAGGUGGAGAAGAGUCUGAAGCUGGCCAGACGGAUCCUGUUGUGUAAGACGAGCAACGAUGCUGUGGAGAAGAUCUACUACAGCAUCCCUGUACACGCCAGAAACAGUCGACCCACAGGAGUCCGGGCCAAGACGGCGACACCUCUCGACAAAGCCUGCAAGGUGAUUUCAAGGACUAUCGAGCGGGACUGGGUGAACGUGUACAGAAACUUACCUUUCUUUCCCAAACGUGGCGCGGAAACCAUAGAACGGGACAUCAGCGAGCUGAGCACCACAGGUGCAAGGGUAACUUUGAUUAUUGUCGCCCGACGAGCGCUAGGCCGAUGGCGACGUUAUCACACGCGGGCCAUGGUCGACGACCUGAAGACGGCGUUACAGAAGAUCAGGAGACUGGAUGUGAUCAAAGCGAUCGAGGACGAACUGAAUCCGCCUGUGAAGGAUGAUGAUGAAGAGGACAUGGAUGAAAAGGUGCCUCCUGUUCCUCCAGAACUGUUGCCGUUCUAUGAACUUGGGGAGAGGUAUGAUCAACUCCGGGCUAUGAACAGGAUGUGAGGAGAUAGGAACUGUUGCUUUUAUGAUCAACUCCGGGCUAUGAACAGGAUGUGAGGAGAUAGGAACUGUUGCCAUUCUAUGAACAUGUUGAGAAGUUUGUUAAACUCUGGGCUAUGAACAUGAUGUAAAGGGACAGGAAUUGUUGCCGUUUUAUGAACACAGGGAUAGGUUUGAUCAACUCCGAGCAAUGAACAGGAUGUAGGGAUAUAGGAACCAUUGCCGUUCUAUGAACUUGGGGAGAGGACAGAUCAACUCCGGGGUAUAACAGACUAUGAGGAGAUAGGAACUGUUGGCGUUCUAUGAACAUGUCAAAAGUACGAUCACCCUGGGACUAUGGAGAUGUUAUAAACAGACGGGACAGUUAUAAAGUUAGUAGAAAGUUAGUAUAGUGAGAGAGGAAGUGAAAUUCUGUGAUGCACUGAGCAUUUUCCAGUGACGUCACGUCAAGAUGACGUCAGACUGAUCAAGUGAUGCCAGGUAUCAUAAAUGUUCACGUGGCGUGGUAUAUUGUUUAGAAAUAUGUCAACUGUUUUAGGGUAAGUGGUUCCCUGAACAUAGUGUACACCUUUUCACUCCUUGUUCCCAGUGAGAUGGGUUGGUGCGCUAUUUUAGAUUUGCCCUAAGUCACCUCCCCGUGUCCCAAAGCGGUCGUAGCGCUGAGGUGAACGUAACUCCCAUCCUUUAACAUAGGCUUACGAUCAUCGUAGACUGACUGAGU